Messenger RNA from Branchiostoma floridae (Florida lancelet), 2342 nucleotides. RefSeq lists its product as uncharacterized. The transcript is spliced from 6 exons. The record is from RefSeq and is a predicted model, not a curated record. The coding region runs from base 125 to 904 and encodes 259 amino acids. NCBI's taxonomy places the organism in Eukaryota, Metazoa, Chordata, Leptocardii, Amphioxiformes, Branchiostomatidae.
ACAUACCCGUUGCCCCUGUUAUAUCACUGGGGACCAAAACAUGACUGUUACAAACGCGCCUGUGCAAACAUGCUUUCAGACCGACCUGAACAUUUCGUAAAGACAGACGCAGUAGCGCAAAGCCAUGCACUCUGCGGUCCGACUCGCCGUUCUCGCCGCCACGAUCCUCCGGCUGCAGGCGCUCACUCCGGAUGAGAUCGCGCAGUUCAGGACCACGGGAACUCUAGAGGCCAACACAGGCAUUGCUGGGUGGGUUGCCGUAGAAGACACGGGCAGACAGCUCUACAUCACCAGCAACGGUGUCCCCGACCACCACACGGGCCCCUUCCCCGGUCCCGGUAACCCUAACACUAUCCAGGAGCAAAACUUCGUCCUGAAGGUCCGUAAGACACCAGUGUACGCGGACACCCCGGGAUGCCUGCCUAUGGGACCCGUCGGUCUGGCCACCAACGGCGUGCCCCUGUACAACCCGCAGAGUGCCGAGUGUGAGGAUGCCGUCAUCAACGAACGGUUUGACUCGUGCCAUGGCCACCCGGACAUGCCCGGCAGGUACCACUACCACCAGAACCCCGUCUGUGCCUACGUGCAGGAGGGCGGCAAGGCCUCGCCGCUGGUCGGCGUGGCGGCAGACGGCUUCCCCAUCUACGGCCCGGUGGACGAGACCGGCAGGACGCUGACCUCCGCUGACCUGGAUGAGUGCCAUGGGCGGGAGGUUAACGGUAGGUACCGGUACCACGUCACGGCGGACUACCCCUACAUUCUGGGCUGCUUCAAGGGCCGGGUGCUGCCGGACGCCGGGGUGGGCCGCCGCUGUGUCUGCCCCGUGAAGAGGACGGGCUACCAGCAGUCACUGCUGGGCGUGUUGCGCAGAUUGGCCAAGCAACAGAAACAGACCACACCCUAAACUUUGACUCCUGCGUAUUUUCGGACACAUAUUAACAACACUUGGACUGUACGGACACUGACGUUACAGACACAUUCCAAUACUGCAUGGACACAAACAACGGACACAUACCAACACUUAGACUUUACGGACACAUACCAACACUUAGACUUUACGGACACAUACCAACACUAAGACUUUACGGACACAUACCAACACUUAGACUUUACGGACACAUACCAACACUUAGACUUUACGGACACAUACCAACACUAAGACUUUACGGACACAUACCAACACUUAGACUUUACGGACACAUACCAACACUUAGACUUUACGGACACUUACCAACACUUAGACUUUACGGACACAUACCAACACUUAGACUUUACGGACACAUACCAACACUAAGACUUUACGGACACAUACCAACACUUAGACUUUACGGACACUUACCAACAGUAAGACUUUACGGACACUUACGAACACUAAGACUUUGCGGACACAAACAACGGACUCAUGUCUCAAUCCCGUAGCCAGGAUUUUGGUUGGGGCGUUCUUUUUAGUACUUGUUGGACCAUUGAGCACCGCAGGCGCGAGACUAGUGCCGAAGACGUGAGCUGCCUAUGCGGGGCAGGGGGCAUACUCCCCCGGAAAAUUGUGAAAUCUUGACCCUCUGAAACGCUAUUUCCUGCAUUUUGACGGGCAAAAUGUUCUGGCCAAGUUUAUUUUUUUAUCAAAAAUACACAAUUUUUAUUAAAAAGACACAAGGCUUUCGGCGUACGUCUUUGAGGGUGACCCCACCCCCCAAACAUGUCUGGCACCAUGUCUGACACCAAAGACGCGAGGCGUCGCAAUGGAGGUCCGGUGGAAAUUUUGAUAUCUGGACCCACUAAAACGCUAUUUUCUGCAAUUUCUAGGGCAAAUUUUGCUGAUAGACUCGCUUAGAGAGAAUGAAAUUUCUAUCGGUGAAAAACGUAAAUCAGUCAUGCCUUUGAAAAAUAAAUCUUGGACAUGAAAAAGCGGACCUUCGACCGUGUGAUAACCCCCCCCCCCCAUCCCCCUGACUACGGGCAUGUACAAACAGUAAGCCUUCGGACACAAAUGACGGACACAUACCAGCGCUUAGACUGUACGGACGGACACAGACUUUACUUACACUAGCGAUACUUUUAAUGUACGUAUGGACCCAGAGAUCAGUGCUAUGCAGAGUACACGAACCCAGAAUGAGAUCAUUACCUACAUUGCAAGAAACAUAUCUUUACCCUGCCAUUGGUAAUAAAAUAAAAUCAGCAUCUGGGACAUAUUUUGCAGAAAAUGUGAAGUAUUAGGUAAGAUUGCUGAAAGAACCAUUGCUCUUUAUUUGCAUGACAGCAAACGUUUGUAAAAAUUACAAGCUUGUUCAAUAAAUGACAAUAAAUGUUGAUACAAAAUAAAUACCGAAUAACGAGAAAAGCUA